This is a messenger RNA of Nomascus leucogenys (northern white-cheeked gibbon), 4379 nucleotides long. It is a transcript of the gene ANGPT1, whose product is annotated as angiopoietin 1. Gene Ontology annotation, molecular function: receptor tyrosine kinase binding. The record is from RefSeq and is a predicted model, not a curated record. Gene Ontology annotation, biological process: angiogenesis; Tie signaling pathway. NCBI's taxonomy places the organism in Eukaryota, Metazoa, Chordata, Mammalia, Primates, Hylobatidae.
GCCCUAAGCCAUCAGCAAUCCUUAGCAUAGGGGCACACUCAUGCAUUCCUGUCAAGUCAUCUUGUGAAAGGCUGCCUGCUUCCAGCUUGGCUUGGAUGUGCAACCUUAAUAAAACUCACUGAGGUCUGGGAGAAAAUAGCAGAUCUGCAGCAGAUAGGGUAGAGGAAAGGGUCUAGAAUAUGUACACGCAGCUGACUCAGGCAGGCUCCAUGCUGAACGGUCACACAGAGAGGAAACAAUAAAUCUCAGCUACUAUGCAAUAAAUAUCUCAAGUUUUAACGAAGAAAAACAUCAUUACAGUGAAAUAAAAAAUUUUAACAUUUUAGAACAAAGCUAACAAAUGGCUAGUUUUCUAUGAUUCUUCUUCAAACGCUUUCUUUGAGGGGGAAAGAGUCAAACAAACAAGCAGUUUUACCUGAAAUAAAGAACUAGUUUAGAGGUCAGAAGAAAGGAGCAAGUUUUGCGAGAGGCACGGAAGGAGAGUGCUGGCAGUACAAUGACAGUUUUCCUUUCCUUUGCUUUCCUCGCUGCCAUUCUGACUCACAUAGGGUGCAGCAACCAGCGCCGAAGUCCAGAAAACAGUGGGAGAAGAUAUAACCGGAUUCAACAUGGGCAAUGUGCCUACACUUUCAUUCUUCCAGAACACGAUGGGAACUGUCGUGAGAGUACGACAGACCAGUACAACACAAACGCUCUGCAGAGAGAUGCUCCACACGUGGAACCGGAUUUCUCUUCCCAGAAACUUCAACAUCUGGAACAUGUGAUGGAAAAUUAUACUCAGUGGCUGCAAAAACUUGAGAAUUACAUUGUGGAAAAUAUGAAGUCGGAGAUGGCCCAGAUACAGCAGAAUGCAGUUCAGAACCACACGGCUACCAUGCUGGAGAUAGGAACCAGCCUCCUGUCUCAGACUGCAGAGCAGACCAGAAAGCUGACAGAUGUUGAGACCCAGGUACUAAAUCAAACUUCUCGACUUGAGAUACAGCUGCUGGAGAAUUCAUUAUCAACCUACAAGCUAGAGAAGCAACUUCUUCAACAGACAAAUGAAAUCUUAAAGAUCCAUGAAAAAAACAGUUUAUUAGAACAUAAAAUCUUAGAAAUGGAAGGAAAACACAAGGAAGAGUUGGACACCUUAAAGGAAGAGAAAGAGGACCUUCAAGGCUUGGUUACUCGUCAAACAUAUAUAAUCCAGGAGCUGGAAAAGCAAUUAAACAGAGCUACCACCAACAACAGUGUCCUUCAGAAGCAGCAACUGGAGCUGAUGGACACAGUCCACAAUCUUGUCAACCUUUGCACUAAAGAAGGUGUUUUACUAAAGGGAGGAAAAAGAGAGGAAGAGAAACCAUUUAGAGACUGUGCAGAUGUAUAUCAAGCUGGUUUUAAUAAAAGUGGAAUCUACACUAUUUAUAUUAAUAAUAUGCCAGAACCCAAAAAGGUGUUUUGCAAUAUGGAUGUCAAUGGCGGAGGUUGGACUGUAAUACAACAUCGUGAAGAUGGAAGUCUAGAUUUCCAAAGAGGCUGGAAAGAAUAUAAAAUGGGUUUUGGAAAUCCCUCCGGUGAAUAUUGGCUGGGGAAUGAGUUUAUUUUUGCCAUUACCAGUCAGAGGCAGUACAUGCUAAGAAUUGAGUUAAUGGACUGGGAAGGGAACCAAGCCUAUUCACAGUAUGACAGAUUCCACAUAGGAAAUGAGAAGCAAAACUAUAGGUUGUAUUUAAAAGGUCACACUGGGACAGCAGGAAAACAGAGCAGCCUGAUCUUACACGGUGCUGAUUUCAGCACCAAAGAUGCUGAUAAUGACAACUGUAUGUGCAAAUGUGCCCUCAUGUUAACAGGAGGCUGGUGGUUUGAUGCUUGUGGCCCCUCCAAUCUAAAUGGAAUGUUCUAUACUGCGGGACAAAACCAUGGAAAACUGAAUGGGAUAAAGUGGCACUACUUCAAAGGGCCCAGUUACUCCUUACGUUCCACAACUAUGAUGAUUCGACCUUUAGAUUUUUGAAAGCGCAAUGUCAGAAGCAAUUAUAAAAGCAACAAAUAAAUCUGGAGAAGCUGCCAGGUGAGAAACUGCUUGAAAACUUCAGAAGCAAACAAUAUUGUCACCCUUCCAGCAAUAAAUGGUAGUUAUGUGAAGUCACCAAGGUUCUUGACCGUGAAUCUGGAGCCUUUUGAGUUCACAAGAGUCUCUACUUGGGGCGACAGUGCUCAUGCGGCUCGACUGUAGAAAACUCCACUGACUGUCGGGCUUUAGAAAGGGAAGAAACUGCUCAGCUUGCUGUGCUUCAAACUACUACUGGACCUUAUUUUGGAACUAUGGUAGCCAGAUGAUAAAUAUGGCUAAUUUCAUGUAAAACAGAAAAAAAGAGUGAAAAAGAGAAUAUACAUGAAGAAUAGAAACGAGCCUGCCAUAAUCCUUUGGAAAAGAUGUAUUAUACCAGUGAAAAAGUGUUAUAUCUAUGCAAACCUACUAACAAAUUAUACUGUUGCACAAUUUUGAUAAAAAUUUAGAACAGCAUUGUCCUCUGAGUUGGUUAAAUGUUAAUGGAUUUCAGAAGCCUAAUUCCAGUAUCAUACUUACUAGUUGAUUUCUGCUUACCCAUCUUCAAAUGAAAAUUCCAUUUUUGUAAGCCAUAAUGAACUGUAGUACAUGGACAAUAACUGUGUGGCAGAAACAAACUCCAUUACUCCGAUUUUUGAUACAGUUUUCAGAAAAAAAAAAAGGACAUAAUCAAGUAGGGAUGUAUGUGGUGAAAACUUACCACCCCCAUACUAUGGUUUUCAUUUACUCUAAAAACUGAUUGAAUGAUAUAUAAAUAUAUUUAUAGCCUGAGUAAAGUUAAAAGAAUGUAAAAUAUAUCAUCAAGUUCUUAAAAUAAUAUACAUGCAUUUAAUAUUUCCUUUGAUAUUAUACAGGAAAGCAAUAUUUUGGAGUAUAUUAAGUUGAAGAAAAACCAAGUACUCUGGAGCAGUUCAUUUUACAGUAUCUGCUUGCAUGUGUAUACAUACAUGUAACUUCAUUAUUUUAAAAAGGUUUUUAGAACUUCGAUACUCACCCUGUUAUGUCUUGCUAAUUUAAAUUUUGCUAAUUAACUGAAACAUGCUUACCAGAUUCACACUGUUCCAGUGUCUAUAAAGGAAACACUUUGAAGUCUAUGAAAAAUAAAAUAAUUAUAAAUAUCGUUGUACAUAGCAUGUUUAUAUCUGCAAAAAACCUAAUAGCUAAUUAAUCUGGAAUAUGCAACAUUGUCCUUAAUUGAUGCAAAUAAACACAAAUGCUCAAAGAAAUCUACUAUAUCCCUUAAUGAAAUACAUCACUCUUCAUAUAUUUCUCCUUCAGUCCAUUCGCUUAGGCAAUUUUUAAUUUUUAAAAAUUAUUAUCAGGGGAGAAAAAUUGGCAAAACUAUUAUAUGUUAGGGAAAUAUAUAUAAAAAGAAAAUUAAUCAUAGUCACCUGACUAAGAGAAAUUCUGACUGCUAGUUGCCAUAAAUAACUUAAUGGAAAUAUUCCUAUGGGAUAAUGUAUUUUAAGUGAAUUUUUCGGGUGCUUGAAGUUACCACAGUAUUUUAUCAAGAAGUCUUCUCUGCCUGUAAGUGUCCAAGGUUAUAACAGUAGACAGUUUUUAUUAAAACAUGAGUCACUAUGGGAUGAGAAAAUUGAAAUAAAGCUACUGGGUCUCCUCUCUUAUAAAAGAGAAAGUUGUUGGCAAGGUAGCAAUACCAGUUUCAAACUUGGUGACUUGAUCCACUGUGCCUUAAUGGUUUCCUCCAUUUGAGAAAAUAAAGCUAUUCACAUUGUUAAGAAAAAUACUUUUUAAAGUUUACCAUCGAGUCUUUUUUAUAUUUAUGUGUCUGUAUUCUACCCCUUUUUGCCAUACAAGUGAUAUUUGCAGGUAUUAUACCGUUUUUCUAUUCUUGGUGGCUUCUUCAUAGCAGGGAAGCCUCUCCCUCUAAAAACUUCUCGACUGUUUUCAUUUAAGGGAAAAAAAAUGAGUAUUUUGUCAUUUUGUGUUCCUACAGACACUUUUUUAAACCAGUUUUUGGAUAAAGAAUACUAUUUCCAAACUCAUAUUACAAAAACAAAAUAAAAUAAUAAAAAAAGAAAGCAUGCUAUUUACUGUUUUGUUGUCUGGGUUUGAAAAAUGAAAUAUUGUUUCCAAUUAUUUAUAAUAAAUCAGUAUAAAAUGUUUUAUGACUCUGUUAUGUGUAUUAUGUAAUACCUACAUGUUUAUGGCAAUUUAACAUGUGUAUUCUUUUCAUUUAAUUAUUUCGGAAUAGGAUAAUUAGGUAUUUGAAUUUUGUCUUUAAAAUUCAUGUGGUUUCUAUGCAAAGUUCUUCAUAUCAACACAACAUUAUUUGAUUUAAAUAAAAUUGAAAGUAAUAUUUGUGCAA